Messenger RNA from Trichophyton rubrum CBS 118892, 1551 nucleotides. RefSeq lists its product as uncharacterized. The record is from RefSeq and is a predicted model, not a curated record. Lineage: Eukaryota; Fungi; Ascomycota; Eurotiomycetes; Onygenales; Arthrodermataceae. Gene Ontology annotation, molecular function: magnesium ion transmembrane transporter activity. The coding region runs from base 1 to 1551 and encodes 516 amino acids. The transcript has a single exon. Gene Ontology annotation, biological process: magnesium ion transport. Gene Ontology annotation, cellular component: membrane.
AUGGUUACCCCUACAUACUACGUCAUCUUCACCAGUGCCUGUAUCGUCACCUCGGCCGUCCUGUUCCAGGGUUUCAAGGGUACCGUUAUCAGCAUCACCACAGUCGUCAUGGGCUUCCUCCAGAUCUGUACUGGCGUCGUCCUCCUCCAGCUGUCUAAGUCGGCCAAGGACGUCCCCGAUGCCGCCGUAUUCAAGGGUGAUCUCGACCAGGUCCGUGAGGUUGCUGAGCAGGAAGAAGGAGAGCUGGAACCAAAGGCCGAUGCCAUCAGAGGAACCGCUGCCAUCAUCCGCCGUAUCUCGACCCCCCGUCAGAAGAUGGAACAAGAGGAAAUUAGACGCUUCCACAUGGACCAGAGGCUUGAUGAGCUCGAGCCCGUUGGUGAAAACGAAAUCAUCGAGUGGGACGGCCUCCGCAGACGACGGACUACUUUGGUCAACGGUGUACCUGCUACCAGUCCCCGUCGUAGGGUCCAGCACCCUCCACUCGGCAUGUCUCGUUUCCCAGACUACUCUGAACCCGAAGUCAGGACUCCCCGAGAAGGUCUCGAUGGCUCUUUUAUUGGCAGCAUUCGCAAGCGUGCUUCGACUGCUUUACAUCCCUACUGGCGGCCGAGUGGAACCAUAUCUCCCCAGCCGAUGGAAAAGGACGGCCGUCUCGACUCUCCCAAGUCGAUGCCUGAACGGCCCUCCGAAUCUGACCCUUUCACUCGUCAUGAGCUGCUUCAGGCGUUCCAGUACAACAAGGCCAUGCGUCGUCCACGCAGCGAGACUAUUGACUCCGUGAUCAACGAAAAGUCAAGAAGGGAAGAGAAAGCACCCCUCUUCGACGGCAGCAACGACAGCUCCAACGCCAACGGUAACGGAGAUUCCAAGGAAAAAGCAGAGUCUACUAGUCCUCCUCCAACGCCUCCUGCACAUAGAGCCCAUCGACAGUUCUCCUUCAACGUCUUCCGACGCAACUCUUCGUCCGCUCCGCCGGCAGAGCGCCUGACAACCCCUACAAAGACACCACACUUGCAUCUUCCUCACUUUAUAUCCCACCACUCCCACCCCAGCAGCAGCUCCAAGCCUACCACUACCGAGGAAGAAGCCCUCGGCCUCUCUUCGGGGGAUAAGGGCAAGACCCGGUCCCCUUCACCACAAGCCAAAGCUCCUUCCCGUCCAGAAAAGAUUACCCGACACUCCCACGGAAACUCCUCAGAGUCCCUCCGUCAUGUCCUUUCCGCCUCGUCUUCUUCGGCUGGUGAAUCUUCCAGUACUCCUUCGCCAUCUCAAUCCCAGUCUCAGUCCGUCCAGCACACCGAACAACUUACCCGUCCAUUAACUGGAACAUCCGAGCAAGACCAUCGAGACAUCGGCCCAUCAGAUUCAACAUGUUCAUUCCCCAAGUUCGAUCCUUCAACAUUCCCGCAUUCAGCAAUGACUUCAUCCCCCGAAGAAGCUAGGAGAGGCCGUAAGGAACGAAGAGGGAACGUCAGACAAAGCUAUGACAGUUCCCGUGGCGAUUCCCAAGGCACCAAAAAGGAAGACAGAAAUCCAAGCAAGAAAUGA